AUGGAGCCAUUUACUCUAUUGAAUUUCAGAAAAGGGGGUUGCCGCAAUGCCCAUAUACUAUUAUUUCUGGAAAAGAAGGAUAAACCAGAAACUCCGUCCGAUAUAAACAGAAUUGUCACCGCUGAAAUACCUGACAAGGAGAAGGAUCCUGAUGGUUGUCAAGCUGUUGUGAACUACAUGUUGCAUGGACCAUGUGGAGUAUUAAAAGAGGUUUCACCAUGCAUGAAAGACAAAAUGUGUUCAAAACAAUACCCAAAAGAGUUCAGUCGCGAUACUAAUAUUGACAAAUAUGGGUAUCCAAUUUACAGAAGACGCGAUAAAGGUAGGACUGCAGUUAAGGAUGGUAUCGAGUUGGAUAAUACAUGGGUGGUGCCUCACAACAUAGACUUGAUCGUGCAGUUUGAUGCACACAUAAAUGUGGAGGUGUGUAAUUCAAUAGGGGCAUUAGUUAAGUACUUAUUCAAGUACAUUAAAAAGGGUAAAGAUCGGGUGACAAUUGUAAUCGAGAAAGAUCCAGAACGCAGCGAAGAUUCCGGGGAAGAAGAGUACCGUGAUCCAUCCGUUGAGCGUCUUCCUUACCAUUUGGAAGGUGAACACCAAGUAAUAUUUCGUGAUACAGAUGUUUUAGAAGAUGUCUUAGACAACCCAAGUGCGAAAUGCACAAAAUUUUUGGAAUGGUUUGAAGCAAAUAAGAAGUAUCAAGAGGCAAGGGAUAUAACUUAUGCAGAUUUUCCAUCUGAAUUUGUUUGGGACAACACUAUUAAAGAAUGGCGACCAAGGAUAAGAGGGAAUGCUGUGGGCAGCUACGAGGAACUCAAAAUUGUUGGUGGGACUACUCAUGCUACUUUCCGAGACACAUGCGUGGCUCUUGGAUUGCUCUCAUAUGACAGUGAAUGGCAUCUCAGACUAAUAAAAGCAUCGACAUAUAGCACGAGAAACUUGCUGCGCCAAAUGUUUGUUGCAAUGUUAAUUUUUUGUGAGGUAACUGAUCCAAAAAGAUUAUGGGAAGAAAACUGGAGUUUGUUAUCUGAAGGCAUGGAGAAACAAGAGAGAAAUAAAAGACGCAAUUUACAUAUGGAUCUUGAUGAAGCCGAGUUGAAAAAUCUAACCCUAAUUGACAUCGAAGAGAUAAUGGGGAGAAAUAGCAGAACUCUUAAGGAUUUUCCAUCGAUUCCUUUCCCAAACAAAGAAAAACAAUAUGAUUACAAAAAUAAAUUAAUAGAUGAGGAACUAGCUUAUGAUACAGAAAAACUACGGAAUGAGCAUAUUAGACUGAAGAAUGGUUUGAAUACGGUUCAGCGAGAAAUAUUUGAUGUUGUUAGCCAGUCAAUUAAAAAAGGGGACGGUGGAUUAUUCUUUGUUUAUGGGAGCGGUGGUACUGGAAAAACUUAUCUUUGGAACACCAUAAUAACCGGCUUGCGUGCAAAAUCCAAAGUUGUCCUGGCUUUUGCAUCAUCGGGUAUAGCAUCACUGUUGCUUCCCGGGGGAGGACUGCCCAUUCUCGGUUCAAGAUACCAAUAA
Molecule: messenger RNA, 1521 nt
Organism: Papaver somniferum (opium poppy)
Lineage: Eukaryota; Viridiplantae; Streptophyta; Magnoliopsida; Ranunculales; Papaveraceae
Exons: 4
Coding region: 1-1521 (506 amino acids)
Biological process (GO): telomere maintenance; DNA repair
Molecular function (GO): DNA helicase activity
Source: RefSeq, a predicted model, not a curated record